AUGUCCUUCAACAAAUAUAACACACGUAAUACUGGCCGAUACAAUAAUCCGGGACAAUUUGUUUCUGCCGGCGAGGGUCCGCAGCAGGCCAGAAUUCCACAGAACAACCAACAGCAGAACCAAUUUGGCGGCAAUUGGCAGCAGCCGCCCCCGCCACCUCCUCAGCAGAAUAUGUUCGGUCAGGUUGAACAGAAAGAGAUGCCACCCCCGCCACCAGCACCGCAGUGUGAUGAGUGGCAGCAGCCGCCCCCGCCACCUCCUCAGCAGAAUAUGUUCGGUCAGGUUGAACAGAAAGAGAUGCCACCCCCUCCACCAGCACCGCAGUGUGAUGAGUGGCAGCAGCCGCCCCCGCCACCUCCUCAGCAGAAUAUGUUCGGUCAGGUUGAACAGAAAGAGAUGCCACCCCCGCCACCAGCACCGCAGUGUGAUGAGUGGCAGCAGCCGCCCCCGCCACCUCCUCAGCAGAAUAUGUUCGGUCAGGUUGAACAGAAAGAGAUGCCACCCCCUCCACCAGCACCGCAGUGUGAUGAGUGGCAGCAGCCGCCCCCGCCACCUCCUCAGCAGAAUAUGUUCGGUCAGGUUGAACAGAAAGAGAUGCCACCCCCGCCACCAGCACCGCAGUGUGAUGAGAGUGACAUGAAUGAUGGUAGUAUGAAAAUGGAGUCCGAGACAGAUGGAUCAGUAAACAAUGAUGACGCGAACUCUCGCCCUUUCUGGAUGAAAUCUAAACUGUCCGGAGUAAAGAAGAUCAGCAACAAGGAGCGCCGUCGUCGUCAGAACCAGAGCUUGCGGCGCCUGCUGACUCCUAAGAACGCCCUCAUGGUGCUCAAUGAGAUGUUGCCCAAUGAGCAGCUAGCAACUCAAUUCCAAGUGAUGCCAACUCCCAGCAACAAUCAGUACUACAAGCCGCACAGCUUCUGCGCUGAUCUCAAUCUUGAUGGAAACAAAUACACAGGCUAUGGCGACAACAAGUUGAUGGCGCGCAAUGCAGCCGCAGAGCAAGCUAUUCGCGAUCUCAUCAUCAAGAGGAUGAACAAAGCUCUUAAUACCGAAGGUGAAGAAAUGGAGGAAGAAACUCUUCCAAUGAUCCAACUCGCAUCGUUUGCGCUGCACAAGCUGUUUUGCGAGUGGGAGGUGGAGGGAUUCAAGGUGCCGCAGCUUAGACCUGUAACUACAUCUGUGUCGGAGUCGGAGGGCGGGUCGGAGGCGGGGGCGGGCGCAGCGCGCGCCAAGACGGCCAAGAAGGAGAAGCAGCUGCCGGCGGACGCGGCGCAAAUGCACCCAUGCAUGCUGCUCACCUACAUGCGGCCCGCGCUCGCCUAUCGCGAGCUGGCGGCGCGCGGCGACCGCCCGCAGAACAUGCAGUACACCAUCGGCCUGGAUGUGGACGGGGUCACAUACGUCGGCACCGCAUCAAACAAGAAGGAAGCCCGCAAAGCUGCGGCGAAAGCAGCCUGCCAGGCGAUAUUUGGCGUGACGUUCGAACAGCCGCAAGUCAAUGCAUAG
Parnassius apollo (apollo) is the source of this 1506-nucleotide messenger RNA. Lineage: Eukaryota; Metazoa; Arthropoda; Insecta; Lepidoptera; Papilionidae. The record is from the annotation of a GenBank genome assembly.